Molecule: messenger RNA, 555 nt
Organism: Phaedon cochleariae (mustard beetle)
Lineage: Eukaryota; Metazoa; Arthropoda; Insecta; Coleoptera; Chrysomelidae
Source: the annotation of a GenBank genome assembly
CGGAUCUCCACUUCUGAUAUUUGAAGUGUCAUAAAAUUAUCGUAUUCUGACUUGCCUCCCAAAAUUUUCAUUGUACAAUCAAAAUUAUUUCGUGAAUCAUGACCAACAUCGCCCCAGUUACUCGUCGAGUGGCGAGGAUCGUCUUCUCCACCCUGAAAAAGAUCGGGAGCUCGAGAGGAGUCACCCUCAAAAAAAUCCACGAGUACAUCAGACUGAAAUAUCCCAACUCUCCGAAUGACAUUGUGAAACUCAAUAACACUCUUCAGAAAGCUCUGGCGUUUGGGGCAGUAAAUAAGAGGAAAGACAGGUAUGUACUUGGAAAUGUCCUUAAAGGCAUGAUCAAAGGACACGGAAGCCACAAGAUAAUCCAGGCCAGACGUAGAAGGAGUAGAAGAGCAAGAAGAGGAAGAAUAGGUCGUGGAAGAAGGAGGAGGGGUGGCAGACGAAGGACCAUCAGAAGAAGACGAUGAAAACUUUUCAUUUUUUGUCCGUCCCUGUAUUUGUCGGCUCAACUCGCUAUUGCGUUGCCAAUAAAUAUCUAACAGUUUUUGUCUA